AGUUCGAAUCCCUUAGCGUCCUCUUUUUGUUUUCUUGAUCUUCGUUUCAAACCCUAACAAUAGAUUCUUCGUCGUCGUCCUGUUUUUUGUCAGAUCUCCGGCCAACAUCUCACCUCCGUUAUCAAUCUCCGGGAAGCAGUGUCCAUGGAUAUAGAUCCACCAGCACCGCCAUCUUCAAAACCCAAGAAGCUAAAAUUCAACCCCAAACCACCGCCUCGCAGGAAAACCGGUCCUCUCUUGCCUAAAAGUAAAAGUGAUAGUAGUGAUGAAGAUGCUGAAGCCGCUCGGGAAUUCGUCCGCGAAGUCAAUCAACGCCUCUGCGGCACAAGAGGGCCUAAAGUCGAAAAGAAAUCUUCAGGCGAUGGUGCAAUGUCGUUGGGAGAUGGAUCAUCAACAACUCAGCUGAGGACUCAUGGCCAGCCAAAAGAUAGGAACACCAAGAACAGUCUGAAUUUGAGAGAGUCUGCUGAGAAAAGCAUCAUGCUUACAUCCUCAGCCGCUACAAAAGAUGGAGAUCUUGAUGAAAACCCAUCAUUAUCAUCAUCUGCUGAUGGGUUUGAAUCCUCAAGCAAGACUCGAAAAGAGUACAAAGAACCAUUUGACAGUAAAUACCAUCCCAUCAGUCUUCCAUGGAGACGCCCUGGCUCUGGAAAUCCAGAGCUUCUUAAUGCACAAGAGUUUGGGCAGGAGGAGGAGUAUGAUGAGAAUAAAAUCAACUCUGCUUUAGAGCUUGGGCUGUUGUGUGGGCAGGAAAACAGUGAGGAAAAACAGUUUAUCCUUUUCCAGUUUCCUUCUCAAUUUCCAUUGAAUGAGCAACCAAAGGGAAAAGAUGAUAAGAAGGUCAAAAACCCUGAUUUGAAAGAGUUGCCAGAUGGGUUCAUGGGUAAAAUGCUGGUUUAUGAAAGUGGAGCAAUCAAGUUCAAGCUUGGAGAUACGACCUUCGAUGUUUCUUCUGGCACACCUCGUGAAUGUGCUCAAGAUGUUGCAAUUAUGAAUACUAAAAGCAAGGACUGUUGUGUGCUCGGGGCAGUCCAAAAACAAGCCAUCGUAACUCCGGACUUGAGUUCUGUCUUGACCAACAUCAACCAGCAGUGAUGCUACAAAGAUUCAUGGAGCCACAAUAGCAUUAGGUAAAUUUGUAAACUUCAGUAACUGUGGCUAUGUCUAUAUUGCUAACAACUAGAAUCUGUCCAUGCUACUUAGGAAACUCAUUCUUCUUGCACAUUGAUCCAGUAGAGUAAAAAAGAUUUACCACC
Messenger RNA from Cynara cardunculus var. scolymus (artichoke), 1256 nucleotides. Its product is annotated as nucleolar and coiled-body phosphoprotein 1-like. Gene Ontology annotation, molecular function: DNA binding. Bases 145 to 1095 code for a protein of 316 amino acids. Gene Ontology annotation, biological process: transcription by RNA polymerase III. Lineage: Eukaryota; Viridiplantae; Streptophyta; Magnoliopsida; Asterales; Asteraceae. The transcript has 9 exons. The record is from RefSeq and is a predicted model, not a curated record. Gene Ontology annotation, cellular component: RNA polymerase III complex.